AUGCCCUGUUCUACAUCAGAGAUCGUUCAGCAAGAUUUUUUUCAAGAAGCAAAAACUCUCAUUGCCCGACAUUAUGAAAGAAUAAAUGAGAAUAAAAUUCAAGGUCCUUCUAUAAAUGUCUUUAGAAAUAAACAUCAAAAACUGAAAUCCAGCAAAUACAUACCAUUAAAGAUUAAAAAAAAGGAAUCAUUUGAUGUCCAAGAACAUCGGACAGCACUUAGAAGUAUUGGUUUCUCCAAGGAACUUUCUAAAAGUGAAACUUUAGAGGAACCCUCAAGACAACAAACUUAUUUUAAGGAGCCACACAUUUCUAAAAUAAAGGAAAAAUACCAGUGUAUAGAUCUUUUUACAAAAGAACAAGUUAAACUGCGUAAAAUAAUGAUUGAUAUUGAAUCCGUGAGUAAAAAAAUGGAGAAAGAAAAGCAACAGCAACCUGGGAAGUCUAGGCAUAGAAGGUCAGAGAAUUUCCUCUUUCCGUUUCCUCUCCCCCUUUAUCUGCAACCCAAUGAAUCCCAAAUUGAAUUAAUAAAAAGAAAUAGCAAAACAGUCCAUGAUUGGAGAGGAGUCGUGACAACAAAGUCUUUCCACUUUCCCUAUGAGUCUGGUCGGAGUUUCCUGAAAUCAUCAGCACUAUAUCGGGACUAUUUCUCUGUAACUUUUAAAACCUUUGUGAAAAAAGAGCAACAACCUAUAGUGCCAGCAUCAAAGCCAGGACCCAGGGUAAAACCUGUUAUAAAUAAAAGUGAUAAAUUGGACAGUAAAGUUAAAAGAAUUGGACCACACAUAGAAAUCUUCCAGGUAUUCCAAGCAAAAAAGAAACUCAUCAUUACCAAAAACACCAUUGAAAUGAUCACCCUCAUACAGGCUUAUGUCAGGGGGUGGCUUGAACGCAGGAGAUUACAAAGACUAAUGACCAAGGCUUUGUAUCAUGGACCAAAUUUGAAAGAAGUUAUCAACAUGUAUCGGGGAGUAAUCUACCGCAUUAGAUAUCGACUUGGUCUCUGGAGAACAAGACAAAUUAUAAAUUUUGCUGAACUGGAGGAAUGGAUGGACAGAAAAAGAUUCUAUGAAACAAUGUUUGCCAAGAGAGAAUGUUGCCAGGGAUUACAAAGAAGUGAGCUCCUUAAGUACUUUAGAGAAUGUGGUCAUUACCCAACCCAGAAACAGGUUGAUGAGUACUGGGACUUGUUCAAUAAAGAUAAGCCACAAAAAUAUCCUGAAGUGAUCAAAAGGGCCAGUGUAAUUGAACUGUUAUUUACACUCUACCCACCUCAGGGUGCCCAUGUGGGUAACAAAGGUAAACUAAAGUCAACCUGGCUGAGACCCAUAGUAAAUGGAGAAGAAGGACAUAAAUACAUAGUGAACGGACAUCCAAUAAUCAAAAGAGCUAACAUCCAGCUUGUUGGGAAGUUGGUGGCCAGAUCCAUAAGAGAAAGGAAAAUGAGAGAGUAUUAUAAAUCAUGAGAAGUUUAA
Sciurus carolinensis (gray squirrel) is the source of this 1473-nucleotide messenger RNA. It is a transcript of the gene Iqcm, whose product is annotated as IQ motif containing M. The transcript is spliced from 16 exons. Gene Ontology annotation, molecular function: protein binding. Lineage: Eukaryota; Metazoa; Chordata; Mammalia; Rodentia; Sciuridae. The record is from RefSeq and is a predicted model, not a curated record.